Argiope bruennichi is the source of this 2058-nucleotide messenger RNA. RefSeq names its product gastrula zinc finger protein XlCGF7.1-like. The transcript is spliced from 2 exons. Gene Ontology annotation, biological process: central nervous system development; regulation of transcription by RNA polymerase II. Bases 634 to 1524 code for a protein of 296 amino acids. The record is from RefSeq and is a predicted model, not a curated record. Lineage: Eukaryota; Metazoa; Arthropoda; Arachnida; Araneae; Araneidae. Gene Ontology annotation, molecular function: RNA polymerase II cis-regulatory region sequence-specific DNA binding; DNA-binding transcription factor activity, RNA polymerase II-specific. Gene Ontology annotation, cellular component: nucleus.
GUUACAAAUUCCAACAGAAUUGGGUCUUUAACGUUUUUGAUGGACAAUUUGAUAUGAGGCAAAUGAAAUGAGCACACAUCUCAAGAAACUCUGAAAUACCCUUCCCCUCAAGUCUCUGCCGCUCAAACAAAACCCCACCGUUCAAUUUCAAAUUAAAACAACUUGUUGAAUCUUCUGGUUGCUUGUCAAUAGCAUUAAAGCCAUAACAAAGAUACUGAAUCUUGCAAUGUAAAUGAAGGAACAUGCUCUCUUUAAAAAACAGAUAACUUUAUAAUUAGUGAUUUAAAAAUAAGCUGAAGCAAGUAUUUUCAUAUAUAAGAAUUUUGUGUUAUAUUGCCUACAAACUGACCGUUGAUAUUUUGUAUAUUCCUGAUAAGUAAAUAUUUGAGAUAAGUGGGAAAAGUUUUAAUGCAAAAUUUUAAUUCUCCUGUUAUGUACUGCUUUUAGAAAAAAGAGAAGUGUGAAAAAGUAAAAAAUAAUUAAAGCAUGGACAAAUUUUCUUAAUAAUAGUGGAAGAUUACCAGUGAAGUAUAUUUGCAAAACUCUUUUGCAGAUGGUUUGUACCAAAUUUGUUUUAUCCCUGUUUUAAGUAAAUUUAAAUAAUUUCGCAAAAUUUUUUCAACCAUCUCUAUCAUGAGUAAUGCUACUGAAUUAAAGAAAAAGCGCUACAACUGCAAUUUAUGUGACAAAACAUUUAUUACGAGAAGUUAUUUAAAAGAUCAUUAUAAUACCCAUACAAAUGAAAAACCUUAUGUUUGUGAUGUAUGCUUGAAAGCAUUUCAUAGUAGGAAGAAUUUAACGAAACAUUAUAACAUUCACAAAAAUAUUAAAUCCCAUACUUGCGAUGCUUGUGGUAAGUCAUUUUCUCAGACAUGUUAUUUGCGUCAACAUUAUCUCACUCAUACAAAUGCAAGGGCUUUUGCAUGUGAUGUAUGUAACAAGAUAUUUAAAAGCAAAGCUUAUUUGAUUGGACAUUAUCGAACUCAUAAAAAUGAAAGACCUUUUUCAUGCAUUCUGUGUGACAAGGCAUAUACUCUCAAAGCUUAUUUAACUAAGCAUUAUCGCACCCACACAAAGGAGAAACCCUUUAAAUGUGAUAUGUGUGGUAAAUCGUUUUCUCGGAAGAUUAAUAUGAGUGUGCAUUAUCGAACUCAUACUGGUGAGAAACCAUAUGCAUGCAAUUUUUGUGAUAAAGCGUUUUCGCAAGUAUCUCAGCUUAUCUGUCAUAAACGUCUCCACACGAAUGAGAAGCCUUAUCAUUGCGAUUUGUGUGACAAGUCAUUUUCUCGUAAGUGUUACUUGGAUACACAUUCUCUGACUCAUACAAAUCAGAAACCUUUCAAGUGUGAUUUAUGUGGCAGAUCAUUUUUGAUGAGACGUCAGUUAAAGGAACAUGAGCGUAUUCACACAAAUGAGAAAUCUUUUCAGUGCCACUUGUGCAGCAAAGCAUUUUAUCGUAAAUAUAGUUUGCAGAAACAUAUUCGCACACAUAUAACUGAGAAAAUAGAAAAGAGUGAAAUUUAGUUAGCUUUCUUAUUUAUAAGUGAAAUUGGCUGUACUUAUCUUUAAGGCUGAUGUUAAAAAUGAUCCACUUAUUUGUGGAAAAAUGUAAUAGUAGUUACAUUAAUCUGAAAAUAUAUUUUUAGUCAUAUUUGGUUUCCAUUUUUAUUUUGUCAAAGAUUUUUAUGUAAGCUUUUUUCUUAACUGAAAGACUCUUCUUUAUAGUGAAUUUAGAGAUACAUUUGACAUUCUUUGAAAUGACGAAGCAUAUGUAGGCUCUUAGGGCUCGCCUUCUGUAUUUCAUAGCAAUAUAAAAUUUUCCAGGUUUUCUAUGAUAAGCUUCGUAAGUAAUUUAAUGAAUGCAUUAUAUAAUAAUUCUGUAUAAAUUGUGUAAGUUGAGCACUGUGAAAAUUCGAUGUUUUAGAGUAUAAUGGAACACCUAUUAUUGCUAUUCAAACAAUUCUUUCUUAAUCAUCAUGUAACUGGAAUUUAGUGAAUCUAGCAUUUAUGAUUUUAGAAAUAUUCGAAGACUAUUUUUGUAUGUAUAAAAAAUGUCAA